ACAUAAAAAUUGAAUCAUCCUACAAAUCGCGAUUCAUCCACUUCAAUCUCGAUUUUUCUUCCCUCUGUGGCGAACGCUUCGCCCGUAAUCACGUGGGCAAUAUUAAUUCGUUACCAUUUGUUAACAAGGGUCUAUAAAACCAGAAGAAAGAAAGCAAUGAACACAAAAUCCGAUUGAGCUAGAACACAAAAAAAAUCAUAAAAAAUGGCGUGCAGAAUUGCUCUCAGAACCGUCUUCUUAACCGAACCACGGCUGCAUCUCUCCUUCAUUCAUACCAAUUUCUCCAGUUUUAGGCCAAUUAAGAAAAUAUCCACAUCCAAUCCGAGCUGCGGUUGCAGAACAAGGCCAAAUUCCAAGAGCUACCAUUUUUCGCGUUAUUGCUCAAAUAAAGGGGAUUCAUCUCCACCAACCGAUGAUUCUGAGCAAGGACCUCCUCAGGAAGCCGUUUUGAAGGCCAUCUCAGAAGUUUCAAAGGCAGAAGGAAGGGUGGGGCAGACUACUAAUGUGGUAAUUGGAGGCACAGUUGCUGAUGAUUCAACCAAUGAGUGGCUUGCUUUAGAUCAGAAGGUGAACUCUUAUCCCACAGUUAGAGGGUUCACGGCAAUUGGAACCGGAGGUAACGAUUUUGUGCAGGCCAUGGUUGUUGCUGUUGAAUCAGUACUUCAGAUGCCAAUCCCGGAGGGUCAAGUGAAGCAGAAGAUAUCGUCUGGUGGCAAAUAUGUAUCAGUAAACAUCGGACCUGUGCAAGUUAUUUCCAGUGAGCAGGUACAAGCGGUAUACAAUGCUAUGAGACAAGACGACAGGAUGAAGUAUUUUUUGUAAAACGAUUUCCAGUUGGACUCUGUAUAGAAGGCUGGUCAUCCAAACUUGCAGGUGUAACUCUUAUUUUCUUUGACUUUCCUACUAUGUUCGUUUGUGACGUUUUGUCUAUCUCCAUAAGCUGAUAUAGUAGGCUUAGCUAGUUACCUUGUGACAAUCAUUAGUUAUUUAUGAUUGUGAGUUUUUUAUGUGGUAAUUUAGCAUGGAUCCUCAUUGGAAUAUAAUUGUUGAGGCUUUGUAACAUCUAUACAUUUUGGUAAAUCCAGUGAAUAUUCAUCUUUCGAAUUUUUUUUGAAGAAAUGAAAAGUGUAUACAUAGGUAAA
Messenger RNA from Salvia splendens (bonfire salvia), 1142 nucleotides. RefSeq lists its product as uncharacterized. Lineage: Eukaryota; Viridiplantae; Streptophyta; Magnoliopsida; Lamiales; Lamiaceae. The record is from RefSeq and is a predicted model, not a curated record. The transcript is spliced from 6 exons. Bases 205 to 822 code for a protein of 205 amino acids.